UCUCUCCUGCACUGGUUAUGCCAUCCUGAGCCUAAGAGAGAGCAGAGGAAGCAACAGAGCCACGCGGCUUUGUUUCCAUCUUUUCGGCCAGCCUCUCCAAUGAAUCAGCGCCAGAAAACAACCUUAAAUUCAGCAAACUUCAUCUCAUUUUAAAAUCAAUUAACAGUAACAUAAGUAACUGUAAAUGCAAGUUUGAAGUUGACCUGGAAGCAAGAGGAUAAAUUAGCUUAAGGAUUUAAUUCAUACAGACCUUGAAAGCGAUUAGCAGAUAUUGAGGUAACUUCUAAAACUCGAUAAAUGGCCUAAAGUACUGAGUGUGCUUGAUGCAACAGUCAAAGAUGAGCAUUCCAACUAAUUUUCAAGGGCUGAGAGUCAGUGUCGAAAGAGGAGAAAAGGUUGGAAACAAAACCAAUUUCCGCUCGUCCGGAGAUGAUAACGCCAAUCAAAUAACCUCAGUCUCUGACCAAGAAGAAGCGGGUCUGAUUCAGGUCACAAGGUACAACACAGGCUCUAUUCCUCCAUUGGUGCGUCAGAGUGAAUCUCCAGACAAAAUUGUGAUCUGGGGUUCAGAGCAGCAAUGUGUGGUGCCUGAGCUCAGAGAGUUCGAGAUCCACACAUUCUUGGGAAGUCAGGAGGAGAAUAACGAAGAGGAAGAUGACGGAGAGAGCAUGAGAGAUGGAAAGGAUGAGGGUCCAAUGUCCAUAUCCUCAAGUUCAACAGCCAGUUCAGCUUCUACUGGUGUAAGGAGAAAUGAUGACCAAAGCAGGGAAGAGAGCAGUAAGAGGAAGGAGAAACGCAUUGCCUGUCACAGUGUUGAGGAGCUUGACACAUAUUUGUCAGGUUCAGAAGAGAAAAAUGACACUAGAUCAGGCAGGGCGAGACUGACGGGGUGUCUGAAGGAGUCGAAGUCUGAGACAAAUGUGUUUGUCUCCAGUCUGUCAACUGUUGCUCUUAGUGGAAGUCUGUCAUCUGCUCUGGAUUCCAGUGGUGAAACAUGUCUUAUAUCUCUAUCUAGCCCCAAAACCAACCCUUUUCCUAACACCAACAAUCCUACCUCAGCCCAGUCCAGCAAAAGGGCAGCUUCCUUAGACACCAAUCAGAACUCCCCACCAUUCCAUCCUCAAGAAUAUGACUGUCCACAAUACUAUAGUCAGGAGCAGAGACAGGAGGAAAGGGGUCAUCAUAGAAAUGGAGUUUCCCAUGAAGGAGGCCUUGGCCAAAGGAGAAGAGCUGGAUUUGAAGAGAGGGUGCUGCCACCUCGACGUCAGCAGCUCGUCAGACCCCUCUGCCAGACAGAGAUGAUCAGAGAAAGAAGCUUGCCAGAACCCAAAACUCAGCAAACUAAAACAGUACUGCCUUCCUCUAUUGAUGCAUCUCCAGAGUCACACAGCAGUAGGUCAAACAAAAAGUUUACAAAAUCUGCUUUAAGGGAACCAUCAGAUCUCUCCCACCUUUAUAACUUGAGUAGUGUUUCUCAUCUUAGGCAGCCCAACCAAGCAUUCCAGAGGGAGACACCACCCAUGGAAAAACAGCCAACUACACAACAUUUGUCUGGUCCCUCUAACACACCCAUAAUAGACAAGAAACCCCAGGCUCAGCUCAUUUAUAGAAGGAAUAGCUCUAGUCCCAGCAAGACUGGGAUUGAAUCAAGGUCAUCAACCCCUCCUCAAUCCCCCCUCAGGACACCACAGGGCUCACCAUGUCAGCAGCCCUCAAUGUACCUCAUUUCCAGGAAUGUCUCUGGAGCUUCUAGGCACGUCCCAUCAGGAUGCAACCCAGCUGUACCAACCUCAGCUCAGGGCUAUGGCAACAGUUGCUUAAGAGCUCCGGUGAAAACUAAUAUAAGCACAAGUGGAAUCCCAAAAGCGCCUCUUUGCAUCCAACAGAGCUCCACAAACUGUAACCCCAAAGAGAACUCCCCAUCACCUAAACUUAAACCUAAAGGAGUCCGUCCCAAAAUAAUAACUUCUGUCCGAAAGAAUCCUCAAUUGAAGCUCCAGGCUGCUGAUGGACCUUAUCAGGUCUCCUCUCUGCCAUCCAGGCUCUCAACCUACACCCACAGCCAACCAACAGUGGCCUUAAAAGAUGCAUCUAAAGACCCCUCCAAGCCUGAGACAGAAACCCAAGGAGCCAGAGUACUUAGUGCCUCCAAUCCUCUAUAUGAUAAAUACCGCCAAGGGAUGCAGGUGAACAGUUUCCAACCAGCGAUGCAAAACAGGAGCCUCAGGGCUCCUGGACACACAAACACAGUUCCUCCUGCACAUGCAUACAGCCACAAUGCAUCCCCGAAACUGAGUGGCCGGGCAGAAAACUACUAUGGAACAUCAACUGAGGUGGAGCGCUCCCACAGUUUCAAAGGCAUCUCCUCUGAAGAUGCAAUGCAAGGCAGGACAGCUACACAGACCGGGGGAAGUGGCAGUCUCAUUCGUUCAAGCAGAGGACUUCGUUUGGGUCUCGGAGCCGUUACCAGGACAACUGCAGGUUCAAUCAAAGCCCGAGGACCCAGCCCAGGACAGAGGUCGACACCAGGCUUCAGCCAACCGAUCCAAACUGUCAGCCCAGCAAUCAAUCACAAAAACCAAGACAACACAGAUGACCAGGUUAUAAGCCACCAAGCUCCUGCUGUUCCUCCUGCUGCCACAACAGCAUCCCAGCCCCCAUCCACAGCCUCCAGAUCUCCGCUUUCCAAAUUCAGUCAGUCAGGGUUGCGGCCUCCAGGUUUCUCCUCCAACCGUCUCCCAGCAGGUCGCCUGGCAGCCUUUGGUUUUGUCAGGAGCUCCAGCGUCUCCUCAGCCUCCUCAGCCCAUUCCGCUGACAGUGCACAGAGUGAUCCCUGUAGGACAGCUCAUGGUGUGAAUGUGAGUGAGGAGCUUCCGCUUCACAGAGUGACAAAGAGCCCUCCGCUGAUAGAUCAACAUAGAGGGCCGCCAUGUCGCAGCAGCAGCGGCCUCCAACCUCCUUCUACCCCGGUGUUGCCACGGCGUUACCUGCCACCCCCGCCAAAAAGCUCCCCUGGAGUUGGCAGGAAGGAGUUUCAGCGGAGUUUAGAGGUCACACGUUCUCUCCCUUCUUCCCCUAAGAGGCUAGCCGUUGUUCCCCCUAAGCUGCAGUCUCCAGUCCAGCCCGGGCAGCGACCUGCAGCAGCAGUGAGGGGUUCCACUCCCACAGGGUCACCACGCCGUGUGGCCCCCCUGAAACCUCAGCAGGAGAGCCUGCAGAGAGAGAAUGAAGAGGCUCAGAAGAAAGAGCAAGAAAAGCAAGCAGAUGAGAAGAAAAGGAUGGAGCAAAGGGAGGAGGUUCAAAGGCUGCAGAGGCACUGUGAGCUCCAGGAGAGGCAGCUGAAGGCUCUGAGAAAUGAGCUGAGUAGAGCUUCUCUUGGUCUAGAUGCCUUCAUAAUCACUACUCAGCAUUACUGCCUUAAGAAUGAAACUGCUGAGAAAGGUAAAAGAAAAUUAUCCCUGGAGUUACAGAAGGCUAAAGAGGAGAUGACCUUCCAGUCAGUGCGCUGGGAGAGACUCCAGCAGGACAAAACAGCCCUGGAGGUGGCCUUUGAACGCGAGCUGCAGGAGCUCCAGGUGCAGCAGGAGGCAGAGCUGGCUGCUGUAGAGGAGAGCCUCAGGAAGUGUCACGCUGCUGAGCUGGAGCACCUAAAGGAGGAACACCGGUUGGAGAUGGAGGAGCUGACGACUCAGCAGCAGGAGCAGAUGGAGGAGGUGACAGUUAAUCAUCAAGCAGCCAUGCAGGAGCUCAGAGACAUGCAUAAUAUUACCAUGGCAACACUGCACGAGGAACAUGCCCGUACCAUGAGAGACUUGAGAAAAGCUCAUGAGCAACAGAAGCUCCUUCUAGAGGAGGAUUUUGAAAAACUGAAGCUUUCUUUACAGGAUCAAGUGGAUACUCUCACAUUUCAAAACCAGAGUCUAAAGGAAAAAGCCAAACGCUUCGAGGAGGCUUUGAGGAAGAGUACAGAUGAACAAAUCAUUGAUGCUUUAGCUCCAUACCAGCACAUUGAGAAAGAUCUGAAGAGCCUGAAAGAGGUUGUUGAAAUGAAAAACCAACAAAUUCACCAGCAGGAAAGGAAGAUCUCUGACCUGGAGAAAGUGCAGGCUCAAAAGAACGUGUUCCUGGAAGAGAAGAUCCAAGUUCUGCAGCAGCAGAAUGAAGAUAUGAAGGCUCGUAUAGAGAUGAACGUCGCUAUGUCUAGGCAACUGUCAGAGAAGAACGCCAAUCUGCAGGAGUCGGUGGAAAAGGAGAGCACAGAGAAGAAGCGCCUGAGCCGCAACAAUGAAGAGCUGCUGUGGCUUCUCCAGACCAGCCCCCUCAUGUCCCCGGCUUCAUCCCCGCUCCACCGCUCCUCCUUCUCCACCUCCCCCGUUCCCUCCUCCCCACUAUUCUCCUCAUCGCCCUUGGCAGGAUGCGACUCGCCCACCCACUGUCAAGGCUGUCCCAGACAGGCGCAGCACUGCUCACCGUCCCACAGAAGUGUCAUCAAUCAGAACCUCUCUCCCGGACCAGCCACCCCCACUCAUAGGGCCGCUGUCAAUUACAACUACUCCUCUGGGCCGAACACACCCACUCACAGGCCGCUGUCAGGUCGCUGUAAUUCAAACACCUCUUUGCAAAACUAAAAUCAGCUUUCAAAACACACAUUCCUUCCUCAGUACUCCAAUUCUUUACUUUCUGACAGGAAUGGUAUGUAAAAGUAACUUAAACCGGUUACCAGAAUACUGUACACACACUGUGAACCACCAGUCUUGUGGUGCUCAUUAUACAGAGAUUCUAUAAGAUGGACAUACACACAACACAAAAAAGGCUGGCUGCAGCUACAUCUUUCUGUCAGAGAUCCAUGUUUGUCUUCAUGUAUUUUCAAAUACACUGUAAGUACUAUUAAAUAUUAGAGUAGUUGUUGUUGAUAGUUAAAGCUCUCUUGCAUGUGUUCUGUGCAGCGUGAGAUAGAAAUAGCACAUUCUGAUCACCGGAAUAUGAUGCUCUGGUGUGGUAAAAAGAUGCACAUAGUCACACACACACAUAUCCCCAGUUAAAUAAGCUGUUCUCCGUCAGAAUAAUCUGUCAAUCAAAUUUCUGUUCUCAGUUCUCUCUUUGCAUCUGGACAAAAACAAAGCGCCUUAAACUUGGUCCUUCCUCCUCACCAGCAGACAGCGACCAACGUUUUAUUUAUAAGGGACUUUUGAUCAAAAAUUGGUUUGUAAAUUGAAGCAAUUUGCCUCCUCGACUUAUAUUGGAGAGUUUCUAAUUAGCUCAAUGCUGAUAGUGUAACCUCCUGGGAGCCAUGUUACUUGUAAAAUACAAAGAACUUUGUGUAUUUUUUACAGCCUUGCCAGGUCUUCCUUUCUUAAAAUGAGCUCCUCUCUAUUUCAGGUCCCUCAGGUCAGCUUUCAAAAUCUCUGUUUGCUGUUUUCUAUGUACCUCAGUGGGAAUGUGCAUUCUGUUGUGUCACAACAGCAGAAGCAAAAACGCAACCUAACAGUUAACGGAGAGCUCAGAGCUAAGGAAAGCCUAGCACAGGAUUUACUGUUUUAAUUGUUGUCUGUGUCUUUAUAGUACAACGUUUAUAUCUGAUUUAUUUAUUACAUCGGAUUUGCUAAUUAAGCAAGCAUGUACAGUGGAAGUCUUCCAGUUUUAGUGUAAAACAUAUUAUUGCUGUAAUUUGUUUAUUGACGCUGAUAUGUUUAGAAAACAAUUGUGUUUGUAAUAUGUCUUAUGGGACUAAAGUGGAAUACAGCAUGCGGUAUUGGACCCUAGGGUGCGGAUAACCUGGGUAUCCUGAGCAUAUGAAAUAGUGCAGUGGCUUGUAUGUGCAAAAAUAUUCAAAUCCCUCAAAACCUUUUAGAUUUAUUGCAUCUAUAAGUGAAAUUUGUUUUUUAUUGGGAUUGCUUGUGAUAGAGCAGCACCAAGAAUUCAGAUUUAACCUGAUACCUCUAAAUAAACAUUCAGUGAAAGUAGUGUAGAAGUUACCCUUUACAGAGUUGCUUAAAGUUAUUGUCCUGCUAGAAGGUCAAUGCCAUCUCAACAACCAAGUUUGUGUGCAGCCUGCAGUGCAUUUUACUCCCAUUAGUAUGUCCAUAAACUCGGUCCAUCCUGAAGAAAAGUAUUUCCCAGCAUGAUGCUGCCACCAUCAUGUUUCACUGUGGAGACAUUGGCUAUCUCUCUACACUCAAAAACGUCGGCCCUAUCCCCCCUUUACAGAGCAGGGACUAUAUAGUGAAAUUUAUGGUGAACCCAGACAGAGGAUCACUACUUUUCACUCCACAUUGGUCAUGAGACUCCAGCUCCCAACAUGGUGCCUAUGCAAUCUUUGUACUCUCUCAUCCCCCCUAAAAAACCAUGAUGUUUUGUGAGCAGAGCUCUUGCAAAGCAUUCUGGGAUAUAUAUCUGUUCGUCUAGUGACCAUUGAUGGACACUACCUUUCAAGGUGCAUUGUGGGAAAUUUUGAGUCCACUACCUUUUCAUCCACUAGACAUUGGGACACAUAAAAUAGCAUAACCCCUACUUAUAGCUCUUGGCUCUUUCUGUUUGCUUUAUCCUUUAAAAGUUGGCUUUCUUAUUGCUUUUCCUAAACAUUAACCUCCAUCUUACCACUUUUCUAUAAAUGCUAGAUUUAUGGAUUGAGUGAAUGACAGAUUUCUAUAUAUUCUCGCACUUGAGCUGUAGGUCUCUACAGCUCCUCCAAAGUUGUGCCACACUCUUCAUUUUAAGAUGAUGGCGAAAACAGUGAUGUGUGCAAAGCUUUUCUGAUUUUUGGAUUCCAUUUUAUAAUUAUGUUCUUCUUUGUGUUGUUCUAUCACAUAAAUCCCAAAUAGAUAUAAUAAAAUUGAUAGCUUUAUUUGACAAAGAGUUAAAUGGGCCUGGAUAUCUUUUGCAAAGUACAGUAGCCAUAAAACAUGAAUGCACAGUGUGUUACUUCGUAAAUGAAACUGAUUCGCCUACAGAUGCAGAAAACUCUGCAAAUCACUGUUCUUAGAUAAUGCUCUGAGGAGGCUUUUAAUUAAGUGUGUCUCUAAAUUAUGUAGGUAAAACAUAGAACCCUGUUUAUCUUUUUGUGAUGUGCUUAAUUAGGGUUGUAGAACAUUAUUUAUUGUACCUCUUCUCAAUCAUUUUCAAGAUACAUCUCAUAUCCAUUUCUCUUUUCAACAUGCUAGAAUAAAUCAUCAGAAGUAUCUAAGUUAUGAUUUAACAUAAAACAUGAUUAGUAUUUAAAAAGAUAUUCCAAAGUUGCUCUACAGCUCUGAGGAAAAAAACACACUACAUCUACCAACUGUGAAUUUUAUUCAUAUUUAUCAUUUAUUAUUAUUCAUCAUUGUGUCAUAUCCACAUCCUGUUAUGUAAUCUGCCCACUAUAGUACCCUCAGGUUCAUGAUGUUUUGUUUUUUAACAAAUCAUUGAAAAGACUUUUAUCCACAAAGCUAAUAUAGUCUAACAUUCACGCAAGAUUAACCGCUGUAAAUAAAGUCAGAGAGUCAGUGUAAACCAUUCUAUUAUUGAGGGGAGCAUGCAUUUGGGUUAGUAGCUCAUAUAGGUGUAUUUAUAGUUAAACAGACGUGAGAAGGGCCCUGUGUGGGCAUUAUGUGUUUUUAUCAUGUAGAUCUGGCACUUGUUUAACAGAACUAUCUGGCGUACUUGUGCUGCAAAAUGCAGAGAAAAUAUUGACCAGCACACUUGAUUUGAAUGUUUCCAGCUCGGCAGGCGAGCUGCAUGUGAAAUGAUUAUUGAGACAUUUAGUGACAAUAAUGCUCUCAACAAAAAGAAUUGACACUCCUGGUAAAGAUGCAUGCAAAAGCCUUAAGAAAAAUGGUUGCUAUGAAAAUAAUUGCUGCUUUUUCCAGUAAACUUUUUUAACAAAUUUUUGGUCACUUUUUUGAAGG
Messenger RNA from Cyprinodon variegatus (sheepshead minnow), 7883 nucleotides. It is a transcript of the gene mtus2a, whose product is annotated as microtubule-associated tumor suppressor candidate 2-like. Gene Ontology annotation, molecular function: microtubule binding. The record is from RefSeq and is a predicted model, not a curated record. Gene Ontology annotation, cellular component: cytoplasm; nucleus. The transcript is spliced from 16 exons. Lineage: Eukaryota; Metazoa; Chordata; Actinopteri; Cyprinodontiformes; Cyprinodontidae. The coding region runs from base 324 to 4628 and encodes 1434 amino acids.